CGUCACGUGCGGCGCCAGGCUCGGUCCCGCCGCCGCGGCACCGAGCGCACCCGCUCCGCUCCGGCUCCGCUCGCUUCCUCGGCCUCCCUGCCUCGCUCCCGGCCGGCAUGGGGCUGCUGUCGCAGGGCUCGCCGCUGAGCUGGGAGGAGACGCGGCGGUACGCGGAGCACGUGCGGCGGCACGGCAUCCUCCAGUUCCUCCACAUCUACCGCGCCCUGCGCGACCGCCACAAGGACGUGCUCAAGUGGGGCGACGAGGUGGAAUAUAUGUUGGUAAAAUUUGACCAUGAAAAUAAGAAAGUGCGUUUGCUACUCUGUGGUGAAGAAGUUCUUCAAACGCUGCAAGACAAAGGGGAGAAGGUAAACCCCAAUCACCCAACACUCUGGAGACCAGAAUAUGGAAGUUACAUGAUUGAAGGAACACCUGGACGGCCAUAUGGGGGAACUAUGUCUGACUUCAACACUGUGCAAGACAACAUGAGGAAAAGGCGGCAAGAGGCUGCUUCUGUACUCAAAGAAAAUGAGGCUGUUUGCACAGUGACAUCAUUUCCAAGGUUAGGCUGUCCUGGGUUUACACUGCCAGAUUAUAAGCCAACACCAGUAGAAGGAGGAGCUUCUAAAUCCCUCUUUUUCCCAGAUGAAGCCAUCAAUAAACAUCCUAGAUUUAG
Oenanthe melanoleuca is the source of this 667-nucleotide messenger RNA. RefSeq names its product glutamate--cysteine ligase catalytic subunit-like. Lineage: Eukaryota; Metazoa; Chordata; Aves; Passeriformes; Muscicapidae. The transcript has 4 exons. Gene Ontology annotation, cellular component: glutamate-cysteine ligase complex. Gene Ontology annotation, molecular function: glutamate-cysteine ligase activity. Gene Ontology annotation, biological process: glutathione biosynthetic process. The record is from RefSeq and is a predicted model, not a curated record. The annotation marks the transcript as partial.